AUGGCAGCCACCAAUACUCACAGUAAUUAUUAUGCAGACAGCAUGUACAACAUGUACCACCAUGCCACCCACCUGCCACCCACCUACUACGACAACAGCCACAGCAGCAGUAGCUACUAUCAGGCCAACUCAAUGGCUGGCACAGGAGCAGUCGCCGCCAGCUGGCAGCCAGCGAGCUAUCAGGCCAACAGUUAUCCACAGUACAGUCAGGAGAGCUACAGCGAGAGCUGUUACUAUUCCAACUAUCAGGAGUUGAUGCCACAGCCCGCGCCAGUUGAUGCACUGCCUCAGUAUCAGGCUCCCGUGGAGACUACAGCGUGCGCAGCGGCUGCAGUGAAGAGCAAGAAACGCAAGGCCGAGGACACAGCCGCCGAUAUCAUUGCCGCCGUCGAGGAACGUCCCAGCACACUGCGCGCCCUGCUCACGAAUCCCGUGAAGAAGCUGAAGUACACACCCGACUAUUUCUACACCACACUCGAGCACGUGAAGAAGGAGAGCGGCAAGAGCAGCUCCACUGGGGAGCAGUCGCCAUGCUACGAGCAGGACUAUGCGGUGCCCACACCCUCCACACAGCAGACACACAUGUCGCCACAGCGCAGCAGCAGCGAGGAUGUCGACUAUCUGGACGUCUAUUCGCCACGCAAGCAGGCCACACCCGCUAACCCCGCCACGCCCGCCAUGCCCGCCACGCCCGCCUCCCUGGUCGGCAUCAGCACGCCACCCCAAUCGCCGGCCGAGAAGGCAGUCAAUCAGCAGCAUGAGAUCAAUCAUCGCAUUGUGACAGCUGCCUCCGCCAGCAACGAAUUCAAUUGGUCGCACAUUGAGGAGACACUCGCAUCAGAUUGCAAAGACUCCAAACGCACGAGGCAAACCUACUCACGCUACCAGACACUCGAGCUGGAGAAGGAGUUCCAUUUCAAUCGUUACAUCACACGCCGUCGUCGUGUGGACAUCGCCAAUGCACUGAGUCUGACCGAGCGACAGAUCAAGAUCUGGUUCCAGAAUCGACGCAUGAAGUCCAAGAAGGAUCGCACACUGGAAGCCUCACCCGAGCACUGCAACAGCUCUGGCUCUGGCUAUGGCAUGUUGAUGCCACCGCUAGAUGCCACCAGCAGUGUGUCACCACUUGCACAGUCCCUGCCACAGUCCCUGCCACAGUCCGUGCCACAGCCACACCCACAAUCAGCCAUGCCCUAUGCAGCGUAUCCCGCUUAUUUGGCCAACUCACAGCAGAGCUAUGAUUACCCGCAGCAGUCGCCGCCGCUGCCUCUGUCGCUGUCGCUGCCACCGCCGCCGCCUGCGCACUUUGGGCAACAGUACGAGGCACAGUACACACCGCAAUAUCAUCAACAGUCGCAGCAGCAACAUCAGCAGUGCAGCUACCAGCAACAACAACAGCAACAACAGGAACUGAGCACCUCCAACCAAGCGCUCUAUCAUCUGCCUCUUCCCUAA
Drosophila innubila is the source of this 1455-nucleotide messenger RNA. Its product is annotated as segmentation protein fushi tarazu. Gene Ontology annotation, cellular component: nucleus. Gene Ontology annotation, biological process: negative regulation of transcription by RNA polymerase II; anterior/posterior pattern specification. The record is from RefSeq and is a predicted model, not a curated record. Bases 1 to 1455 code for a protein of 484 amino acids. NCBI's taxonomy places the organism in Eukaryota, Metazoa, Arthropoda, Insecta, Diptera, Drosophilidae. The transcript has 2 exons. Gene Ontology annotation, molecular function: DNA-binding transcription factor activity, RNA polymerase II-specific; RNA polymerase II cis-regulatory region sequence-specific DNA binding.